AUGGGAAAUCAUAUUUAUAACAGACAAAUUCGAGAUUCCUUUGUCGAAGAAGGUGAUGUCGAAGAUAAUGAUAAUAUCGAAAGAUCUCAAUCUCCAGAAUUACCAAAUUCUCCUGCUUAUCAAACUUAUAUUCAACGUGCAUACAAUUCAAGAAAUUCUUAUAAUUCAAAUACAAGCUUUAUGAAUAAUAAUUUAUUAGAAGCUCUGCCAUCUAAUAACUCAGAUACUACCGUUACUUAUGUCGAUUAUGCUGAUAGUAAUAUGUUACCCCAACAACAACAACAACCUCCUCCAAGACGUAAGAAGAGAGGAAGUAAAAGAAAAUCAUCAUCAUCAUCACCAAGAAAUUUAAAUAAUGCUGAUCAAGAUAAACCAUUUAAUCCAUAUGAUAGAAUAAAUUCCCAAAUUUCAAGAGUUCACGAAGAACCAAUCACAUCAAAUCAAUCUAAUAUAAUACUGUCCCAAACUAAUUUGGAAAAGAAUCAAAAUAUCGAUAUUAAUGUAUCUCAUUUAGAAUCUCAAGAAUUAAAGAAUGAAAAGCGUUGGUUUUCAUUUUUAUUUUCAAGAAAAGUUACUCCAAUUCCAUUAGAUUCAGAACGUGAAAUGUAUGCUUUAAAAAAUGCUAAUUUCCUUUAUAGAUUAUGUUUUUGGUGGUUAUGGCCAAUAUUGGUUCGUGGUUAUAAGAGAACUUUACAACCUAAUGAUUUAUGGGUUUUAACUCCUGACUUAACCGUCGAACAUAUGCAUCAAGUUUGGUCUGAACAUUUAAAAGAUAUUUUGAAAAAAGCUGAAGCUAAACAUUUAAAACAACAUAAAAAUUUGGAUGAUUUCAAAUGGCCAAAAUGGUCAAUUCCAUAUGCUUUAUUUUUAACUUUUAAAUGGCAAUAUAGUUUAAGUUGUUUCUUUUUAGCAUUAUCAUUCUGUGUUCAAUCUUUAUCACCAUUAAUCACUAGAAGAUUAAUUGAUUAUGUGGAAUAUAGAUACUUUGGUUUAGAAAAAACUUUAACUAAAGGCGUUGCUUAUACUAUUGCUUCAGUGGUUUUAAUCUUUAUUAAUGGUUUAUUAUUAAAUCAUUUCUUUCAUACUGCCAUGACUACUGGUGCUCAAUCUAAAGCUAUUUUAACAAAAGCUUUAUUAUUAAAAUCAUUUGAUUUAAGUGCUAAAUCAAGAUAUUUAUUCCCUAUUGGAAGAGUUACUUCAUUAAUGUCAACUGAUUUAGCUAGAAUUGAUUUAGCUAUUGGUUUCCAACCAUUAGUGGUUUGUUUCCCAAUUCCAAUCAUCAUUGCCAUUGUGUUAUUAUUAACUAAUAUUGGUGUUUGCUCAUUAACUGGUAUUGGAUUAUUUAUUGUUUCAUUAAUUGUUUGUGUGGUUUUAACUAAGAAGUUAUUUGAUACCAGAGAAACUGUGGUUAAAUAUACUGAUGAAAGAAUUAGUCUUAUGAGAGAAGCUUUAACUAAUUUAAAAGUUAUCAAGUUCUAUGCUUGGGAAUUAGCUUAUAGAAUGAAUAUUACUAAAAUUAGAGAAAAGGAAAUGAAGUAUCUUUUCACUAUUAAAGUCUUAAGAAAUUUCAUUACUGCUUAUGCUGUUACCUUACCAACUUUAAGUUCUAUGCUUUCAUUUGUUACUAUGUGGGCUACUAAUAAUAUGAAAUCUCCUGGUGAAGUUUUCAGUUCAUUAUCAUUAUUCUCAAUCUUGGCUCAAGCUAUUAUGUUAUUACCAAUUGCUUUAGCUACUGGUGCUGAUGCUCUUAUUGGAUUCACUAGAUGUAAAGAUUAUCUUUCUGCUGAAGAAUUAAAUGAUGAAUUAUCUAAUAGAAUGAAUCAACCAGUUUCUAAUCAAAGUUACUUUAUUGGAGGUGGUUCAGAAGAAGGAUUUGAAUUCAAACAUCAAUCUGUCCCAAUGAAUAAUCAACAAACUGUGUCAAGAUCUACUAAUAAUGAUGAUUAUGAUUACGAUUAUGAAUCAGAUGAAGAUGAAGAAACGGUUAUUGAAAUUAAAAAUGCUAAUUUCAUUUGGGAAUCAUUUCAUGAUGAACUAGAUGAAGGAUUAUGGGAUUUAAGUAAGGAUGCCAAAAAGAAGAAAGAAAAGAAGAGACAACACAAGAGCCAUAAGUAUCAACCACAACCACAACAUGAAGAUGAAGAUAUCGCUGCUGGUUCUGUUUCAAUAUUUUCCGAAAAACAUUCCAGUCCUUAUGAAACUGCUAGAUAUACCAAAGAAUCAUAUAUCCAAUCCGUUGAAUCCGUUGAAUCUAAUUCCAUUGAACUGUUCCCUGGUUUAUUAAACAUUAAUCUUUCUAUCAAGAAGAAUGAAUUUAUUAUCAUUACUGGUGCCAUUGGUACUGGUAAAACUUCCCUUUUAAGUGCUAUGGCUGGAUUUAUGAAAUUAAAUAAUCCUCAUCAAGGUAAACUUAAAGUCUAUGAUGAUUUAUUAUUAUGUUCAGCCCCAUGGAUUCAAAACUCAACUGUUCGUGAAAAUAUCUUGUUUGGUAAACCAUUUGAUCAUAAAAAAUAUUAUGAAGUUUUAAAUGCUUGUGCUUUAGAAGAUGAUAUUGAAAUGUUACCAGCUGGUGAUAAAACUGAAAUCGGUGAACGUGGUAUUACUUUAUCUGGUGGUCAAAAAGCUAGAAUCAAUUUAGCUAGAGCUUGUUAUACUGAAGCUGAAAUCUUAUUAUUUGAUGAUGUUAUUAGUGCUGUUGAUUCAAGAGUUGGUAAACAUAUUGUUAAUCGUUUAUUCAAAGGUUUAUUAAGAGAUAAAACCAUUGUUUUAGCUACCCAUCAAUUAGGUAUACUUGAAUCAGCUGAUAGAAUUGUAUUCUUAAAUGGUGAUGGUUCAAUUGAUGUUGGUACUGUUACUGAAUUAAUCUGUAGAAAUGAAAAUUUCCAAAAGUUAAUCGAUUUCAGUCAAGAAACUCAAGCUGAAUCUGCCAACAACAGUGAAUAUAACUUGGCUGUUAAUAACAUGGAAGAUGAUGAAGUUGCUGGAGUUAGAUUAUCUGAAAAGAGAUUAAAGGAACAAGCUGAUUUGUCCGGUAGAACCAUGUCUGAUGAAAUUAGUGCCACUAAUGCUAUUUCUUGGGAUGUUUAUAAGAAAUAUAUUCACUUAGGUUCUGGUAUUUUCGGUUGGACUGCUACUCCAGUUUUCCUAUUUUUAGUGGCUUUAGCUACCUUUUGUCAAGUUUUCACUAAUACUUGGUUAUCAUUCUGGACUGAAAAGAAAUUCCCAGGUAAAUCAGAUAAAUUUUACGUUAUUAUCUACGUCUGUCUUGCUGUUUUAACUGUCGUUUUCACUGCCAUUGAAUUUACUAUGUUAGCUUAUAUGAAUAAUAGAUCUGCUAGAAUCUUGAAUGUUAGAGCUGUUGAUAAGAUUUUACAUGCUCCAAUGAGUUUUAUGGAUACUACUCCAAUUGGUAGAAUCUUGAAUAGAUUUACUAAGGAUACUGAUUCUUUAGAUAAUGAAAUUGGUGAACAAUUAAGAUUAUUCAUUUUUCCAUUGGCAACUAUUAUUGGUAUUAUUAUCUUGUGUAUUACUUAUUUACCUUGGUUUGCUAUUGCUGUUCCAUUUUUAGGAUUUGCAUUUACAUUCUUGGCUAAUUUCUAUCAAGGUUCAUCUCGUGAAUUAAAAAGAUUAGAAGCAACUCAAAGAUCAUUAGUGUAUAAUAAUUUCAAUGAAACUUUAACUGGUAUGGCUACUAUCAAAUCAUUCAGAGCUGAAAAUGAUUUCAUUAAAAAGAAUGAUUUAUAUCUUAAUAAAAUGAAUGAAGCUUAUUUCUUAUCCAUUGCUACUCAAAGAUGGUUAUGUGUUCAUUUAGAUAUGAUUGCUUCUUCAUUCGCCUUGAUCAUUUGUAUGUUAUGUAUUACUGAACAAUUUGAUAUUAGUGCUUCAUCAACUGGUUUAUUAAUGAAUUAUGUGAUUCAAAUUGUUGGUAUUUUAGCAUUAACUAUUAGAUCCAUGACUCAAGUUGAAAAUGAAAUGAAUUCAGUUGAAAGAUUACAUGAAUAUGCCUUUAACUUACCUCAAGAAGCAGCAUAUGUUGUUCCAGAAUGUGAACCACCAAAGGAAUGGCCAGCUUCAGGAUAUAUUGAAUUUAAAGAUGUAUCUUUAAGAUAUAGAGACAAUUUACCAUUAGUGUUAAAAGAUUUGAAUUUAAACAUUUAUCCAGGUGAAAAAGUUGGUAUUUGUGGUAGAACUGGUGCUGGUAAAUCAUCAAUCAUGACAGCCUUGUAUAGAUUAACUGAAUUAGAAAAGGGUUCGAUUACCAUUGAUGGUUUAGAUAUUUCUAAAAUGGGAUUACAUGAUUUAAGAUCCAAUUUGUCUAUUAUUCCUCAAGAUCCAGUUUUAUUCCAAGGUUCCAUUAGAAAGAAUUUAGAUCCAUUUGAAUCAUAUAAAGAUGAAGUUUUAUUAGAUGCUUUAAGAAGAUCUGGUUUAUUAGAUCAUAAUUCGAUUGAAUUAGUGAGAAGAACUAAAUAUGAUCCAAAGAGAAAUGUUGGUUAUGAUGAUUUACAUAAAUUUCAUCUUGAUCAACUUGUGGAUGAAGAUGGUAUUAACUUCUCAUUAGGUGAAAGACAAUUGAUUGCCUUGGCUAGGUCUUUAGUUCGUAAUUCUAAGAUUUUAAUCCUAGAUGAAGCUACUUCAUCAGUUGAUUUUGAAACUGAUUCAAAAAUUCAAGAUACAAUUUCCAAUGAAUUCAGACAAUGUUCAAUUUUGUGUAUUGCUCAUAGAUUGAAAACAAUCUUACAUUACGAUAGAAUUAUCGUUAUGGAUAAAGGUAAAAUUGUUGAAAAAGGUGCUCCAACUCAAUUAUUCCAACAAAAUGGUAUUUUCAAAGAAAUGUGUGAUAAAGCCAACAUUAGAGGUGAUGAUUUCCACUAA
Molecule: messenger RNA, 4872 nt
Organism: Scheffersomyces coipomensis
Lineage: Eukaryota; Fungi; Ascomycota; Pichiomycetes; Serinales; Debaryomycetaceae
Gene: YOR1
Product: ATP-binding cassette transporter
Exons: 1
Coding region: 1-4872 (1623 amino acids)
Biological process (GO): transmembrane transport
Cellular component (GO): plasma membrane
Molecular function (GO): ATP binding; ATP hydrolysis activity; ABC-type xenobiotic transporter activity
Source: RefSeq, a predicted model, not a curated record